AUGGGUUAUACCGACGUUGAUAAGCUGGCUAUCAACACAAUUCGACUUCUAGCCGUCGAUGCCACAUUCGCUGCCAAUUCGGGCCAUCCCGGUGCUCCAAUGGGAAUGGCCCCAGUUGCCCACGUUCUAUUCAACAAGAUCAUGAACUACAACCCAAAGAACUCGUCAUGGGUCAACCGCGAUAGAUUCGUCCUCUCCAACGGCCAUGGCUGCAUGCUCCAAUAUGCGCUCCUUCAUCUUGCUGGGUACAAGAUUUCUCUGGAUGAUAUCAAAGCUUUCCGGUCCAUAGAUAGCAUCACCCCUGGUCACCCUGAGGCUCACGAUACCGAUGGCAUUGAAGUCACCACAGGUCCUCUUGGCCAAGGUUUCUCGAAUGCUGUUGGUCUUUCAAUUGCUCAACACCAUGCUUCUGCCGAAUUCAACAAGCCCGGGUUCGAAUUGAUCAACAACUACACAUACACAUUUUUGGGAGAUGGCUGCAUGCAAGAGGGUGUUGCUAGUGAAGCUGCUUCUCUUGCUGGUCAUUUGCAGCUUGGCAACUUGAUUGCCAUCUAUGAUGACAACCACAUCUCUAUUGAUGGAGACACCAACUGCUCAUUCACUGAAGACGUCAUCAAGCGAUUUGAAGCCUAUGGCUGGCACACGGAGAUUGUUGAGGACGGUGACCAUGACUUGGAGGCAAUGGAGGCAGCAAUCAAGAAAUGCCAGAGUGUCAAGAACAAGCCAUCUCUGAUCAAGCUACGAACAACCAUUGGUUUCGGCUCAUUAGCACAAGGUACUGGUGGUGUCCACGGUUCUGCUCUCAAGGCCCCCGAUAUCAAGCAACUUAAGGAGAAGUUUGGCUUUGAUACCGAGAAGACGUUUGUUGUUCCCCAGGAAGUCUAUGACUUGUACCACAAGCACGGCGCAGAAGGUGCCGCCAAGGAGCAGGAAUGGACCCAAUUGCUCGAGAAAUACACUCAGUCUCACAAGGUCGAAGCCGCUGACCUCAAGCGCCGCUUGGCUGGUCAGCUUCCAGAAGGCUGGGAGAAGAACUUGCCAGUCUACUCGCCAGCAGAUUCUGCUGUUGCAAGCCGAAAGCUUUCUGAGAUUGUUCUUCAAAAGAUCCAUGCUGCAAUUCCGGAGUUGGUUGGUGGUUCUGCCGAUUUGACCUCCUCCAACUUGACUAGAUGGAAGGAGGCCGUUGAUUUCCAGCCCCCUUCCACUGGUCUUGGUGACUGGUCUGGACGUUAUAUCCGAUAUGGUGUACGUGAACACGGCAUGGGUGCCAUAAUGAACGGUCUCGCUGCCUACGGAACUGUUAUCCCAUACAGCGGUACUUUCUUGAACUUCGUUUCCUAUGCCGCCGGAGCUGUUCGUCUCUCAGCACUAUCUCAAGUCCGUGUUAUUUGGGUUGCCACCCACGAUUCCAUUGGUCUCGGUGAGGAUGGACCUACGCAUCAGCCUAUUGAGACUCUUGCCCAUUUCCGUGCUCUCCCUAACUGCAUGGUUUGGCGUCCCGCCGAUGGCAAUGAGACCAGCGCAGCAUACUAUAUUGCAUUGACCUCCAAGCACACUCCUAGCAUCAUUGCUCUGUCCCGUCAAAACCUCCCUCACCUCGAGAACUCGACCCUCGCUCGCGCAAUCAAGGGUGGUUACGUCGUGCAUGAGCCUGAGAAGGCCGACAUCACCCUCGUCUCCACUGGUUCCGAGGUAUGCAUCUGCGUUGAUGCCGUCAAGUACCUAAAGGACAACCACAACUUGAACGCUCGUGUUGUGUCUAUUCCUUGUUUUGAGGUCUUCGAUGCUCAGACCAAGGAGUACCGACUCAGCAUUCUGCCAGAUGGUAUCCCAUCUCUGUCCGUUGAGGCCAUGUCAACCAUGGGUUGGGAGCGAUACACCCACGAGCAGUUCGGUCUCAACAGAUUCGGUGCUAGCGGUGCCUACAAGGACGUAUACAAGAAGUUUGAAUUCACCCCCGAGGGAGUCAGCAAGCGCGCUGUUGCGACUGUUAAAUUCUGGAAGGAUGUCCCCAACAUUCGUUCGCCGAUCAACCGUGCUUUCCAGCAGUUGAUCUAA
Molecule: messenger RNA, 2058 nt
Organism: Lachnellula hyalina
Lineage: Eukaryota; Fungi; Ascomycota; Leotiomycetes; Helotiales; Lachnaceae
Gene: SPBC2G5.05
Product: putative transketolase
Exons: 6
Coding region: 1-2058 (685 amino acids)
Biological process (GO): pentose-phosphate shunt
Cellular component (GO): cytosol
Molecular function (GO): transketolase activity
Source: RefSeq, a predicted model, not a curated record